GUACGCUCACGCCUGCAGCCGCCCGCUGGUGCCGCCCGGCUGCCAGUAUGGAUAUGGCUCGCUCGCCCUGCGUGGGCUGCUGCUGCCCUGGGCGCCCCGGUGCUCCCCGAUGACACCAGCCAGCAUCGUUCGCAUAAAAAAAGGCGCCCACUAGCGCGCGCACCCCCGCAUAUACAGACACGCCGCGCAUCGCGAGCGAGCGAGAGAGAGAGAGAAAGAGAGGAGGGAUCAUUGAAAGCCGCAGCGCCCAUCAUCGAUCCGCCCCCGGCCCGUCUGUUCGCCACCAUUUCCUUCACCCCCUUCUUCUUCAAUCCCCUCCAUCAUUCGCUCCAAUACUCCGCCCCUCCCCCCCGCCCGCUUUCUCCACCAUCAGGGCGAAAAUUUUAUGCGCGCUUUGGGAAAGCGCGAGUUAGUUUUGCUUUGAAGCUGCCUGCCUUUUUAUCCAUCCGGGGCUGCGGGCGUCGGGAGAAGCACAGGUUCGAGUCCGGCUCCGUGUACUCCGGCCGGGCGUGGGAACCGAGGCGGCAGCGGCGGCAAGAGAGAGCUAGAGAGGGGGAUCUGAUCGAUGUCGUCGGCCGAGGACGGCUACUGCAGCUCGGAUUCGCCGCGGGCGGAAUCCCCCGACGAGCCGCUGCUGCCUGCGGCGGUGGCGGACGCGGACGCGGAGUCCCCUCGCGCCGCCGGGUCCGGGAUGAACAAGCGCGAGCGCGACCUCAGCGACCUCCCCGCCUCGCCGUCGUCGCCGCUGCCGCCAGCUAAGCGCAGCCGGAGAUCGGUGGAGAAGCGGGUCGUGUCGGUGCCGCUGGCCGAGUGCGGGGACCGGCCCAGAGGGGCCACCGGGGAGGGGCCGCCGCCGUCGGACUCGUGGGCGUGGCGCAAGUAUGGGCAGAAGCCCAUCAAGGGCUCCCCCUACCCACGUGGGUACUACCGUUGCAGCAGCUCCAAGGGGUGCCCGGCGAGGAAGCAGGUGGAGCGCAGCCGCGCGGACCCCACCGUGCUGCUCGUCACCUACACCUUCGACCACAACCACGAGGCGCCGCAGCCGAAGAGCAGCAGCUGCCACCAGCAAGGCAAGCCGUCCACGCGGCCGCCGGCGCCGAAGCCUGAGCCCGUGGUCGAGCAGGAUGAGCUUGGUCCGGAGCAUGAGCUGGCAGAAACAGAAGUGCCAGAGCAGCAGGAGCCGGUGGAAGAGGAGCAGGAGCAGAAGGUCGUCCCAGGUCUGGCCGGGCCGGAAGCGGAAGCGGAAGCGGAACCAACCGCAACGGUGGCGCCGGCGGCAGCCGAGGAGGACGAAAGCUUCGACUUUGGGUGGUUCGACCAGUACCCGACGUGGCACCGUUCGGCGCUGUACGCGCCGCUGCUGCCGCCGGAGGAGUGGGAGCGGGAGCUGCAGGGGGAAGACGCCCUGUUCGCGGGGCUCGGCGAGCUGCCCGAGUGCGCCGUCGUGUUCGGGCGACGCCGCGAGCUCAGCCUGGCCACCACCGCGCCGUGCUCCUGAUGCUGAUGGGCUUUCGACUAUUUUUACAUUUGUUUUCUUUUGCUCCCUUUUGGCACUAGUACAUAGUAGCUCUGAUCGAUGCACGGGGUUUAUCUGUUCAAGGCCGGCUGCUGCUGCUGCUGCUGCUGCCUCCCCGUGUUGAUUUGGUGCGCGCGCGCGCGUUCUUGUUCGUUCGUGCGUUCGCCGUCCAAAGGUUGUCCCGUUUGCGAUGUGAUUCCAACCAGAAAGCAGCGAAAGGUUUGGCAUUUUUUUGCCCC
Molecule: messenger RNA, 1755 nt
Organism: Sorghum bicolor (sorghum)
Lineage: Eukaryota; Viridiplantae; Streptophyta; Magnoliopsida; Poales; Poaceae
Product: probable WRKY transcription factor 65
Exons: 3
Coding region: 566-1498 (310 amino acids)
Biological process (GO): regulation of DNA-templated transcription
Cellular component (GO): nucleus
Molecular function (GO): transcription cis-regulatory region binding; DNA-binding transcription factor activity
Source: RefSeq, a predicted model, not a curated record